Molecule: messenger RNA, 2157 nt
Organism: Fusarium proliferatum ET1
Lineage: Eukaryota; Fungi; Ascomycota; Sordariomycetes; Hypocreales; Nectriaceae
Exons: 5
Coding region: 1-2157 (718 amino acids)
Biological process (GO): regulation of DNA-templated transcription; DNA-templated transcription
Cellular component (GO): nucleus
Molecular function (GO): DNA binding; DNA-binding transcription factor activity, RNA polymerase II-specific; zinc ion binding
Source: RefSeq, a predicted model, not a curated record
AUGAUUGGAGCAACCAAAGUUGAGAAGCGGAACCGACCUCCUAAGUCCUGCGAACCUUGUCGCACACGAAAGUUGAAAUGCAACAGAAGUCUACCUUGUGACUCGUGCAUCAAGCGGAAUAAGCAAACGCUCUGUCACUAUGCUUCCAACGCUGAUAGAUACGAUAAGCGUGUCGAGAAGGCUGAAACUGUCGCUGAUCGACUGAAGAACCUCGAGAGUCUGAUCGCCACGGUUGCUCAAAGGACCCAGGAAUCAAACCCUACGUCUUCCACCUAUACAAAUAAGGGCACAAUUCAGAAGGAGCAUGGGUUAGCAGUAAUUAAUAGUUUUCAGCUUUCCGACCACUCCAGAUCAGAGGCUGUCGCCAACAGUAGCGGUGACAGUGUCUCUAGCGGCCUCAUGGGCCAGGUCGACUCGAGCCACUGGUCCUCGAUCCUCGAAAACAUCAGAGCUAUCCGCGAUGAGUUACCUGCUGCCAGCCCUCAGGCCUCGACUCUGAGUUCAGUCACCCUGAACAAUGACGCGUCCACCAAUGAAGUAGACUUUGAUAUGGGAUCUCCCUCCGGGUUAUCAAUUGAGCAUAUCCUAUCAGCUUUGCCGCCUCGACAGGUCUGUGACACGCUGGUAUCUGUGUUCUUCUUGUCGCACUACACCAUGAUGCGUAAGCUAAUUUCAAGUUUGAUCUAUUUCUUGGUCGACGCUUACGAUGGAAUGGUAGCUAUUCUGCAUCCGACAAAGUUCCAACAAGAGUAUGAAAUAUUCUGGGACUCGCCUUCAGAAACAUCACCGGUGUGGAUAUCACUGCUUCUCGCUCUUCUCAGUCUAUCAGCAGGUGUCUACGAAAUCUCAGGCAUGGCACGCUCCUCACCAUUCCCUAUACCAUCCAGCAAAGCUCUCUCCAAGAAGACUCAAGAAUGCCUGCUCCUGAGUAAUUACACCGCCGCCAAUGAACAUGCCGUUGAAGCAUUUCUUCUCCUUCUCGUCGGAUGCUGGCUGCGUGCCAAAGUCUCCGAUACUAACCUCUGGUUCCUCAUGGGCAAGGUAGUGCAACUUGCGAUCUGCAAGGGUUAUCAUCGAGAUUCUGCCAAAGUACCAGGCUCUAGAAUUUCUCCGUUUGACGGGGAGAUGAGGAGACGAGUCUGGGUCUGUUUGUAUCAGCUUGAUUCUCUCAUGUCGUUCCAGAUGGGCCUUCCAAGCAUGAUACCAUCAGACUUCUGUGAUACCGAGCUGCCGAGGAACCUGAACCAAUCUGACUUUUAUCCUGGUAUUGCGGAGCUACCUCCGUCUAGGCCUCUUUCUGAGAAUACGAUCAUCUCAUAUGCUAUUGUCAAAGCUUCUGUGAUGAGCAUGUUCAAGAAGGUGGUUAAACAUACUCGAUAUCUUACGCCGUUGUCCUAUGAAGAGACAAUAUCACUAGACGCUGAAGUCAGGGCAGUCUAUGACAAAAUACCCGAUAACUUCAAGUACAAGCCUCUUACUAGCUUCAUUGUCGACGAAAUUAGUAUCAUAAUGAGCAGAACAACCAUAGAGUUAUUACACCUCAAGAGUAUUAUCGUUCUUCAUCGGCAAUACUUAACAGACAGGCAAGACAGCAGGUUUGCGUUCUCAAGACAGGCCUCUCUCGAGGCCGCGGAAAGGUUACUUGAGAGACAGGCCGAGAUACACCAACUUACUUUGCCAGGUGGUUUAUUGCAUGAUAAGAAGUGGAUGAUCACGUCGUUGACACUGAGUGAUUUUACUCUCGCUGCUAUGGUUAUCUGCUUGGAUCUCACUCUUGGCAUACGAAACAGUGUGAGAACCGGGGCCAAUACGGAGGAGGAAGAAAUUCACAAAAACUUGAAGAUUAUCGAAAAGGCCCACGAAAUAUGGUCCAGUUCGUCUGAGACUUCAGAGGGACGAAUAGUUUCUCACGCUCUGGACUCAACCAUCCGGCGCGUGAACGACUUCAUCAAGACAUCAUCGGUUUCAACGGCUCUGGGCUGGUCAGCUUCUGCAAUAAACACAGAAACACCUGACUAUAUAAUGAACAAUUUCGACAUGAUGGAAAGCAUCGACUGGAGCCUUCUCGAUAAUCGGAUCCAAGAUCCUAGCAGCAUUCAAGACUUUGAUUUAGAUAUGUGGCUUAUGGACACGGCUGGACCUCUGGAAUCGUUAUGA